ACACCAUCAACAUUCGGUUUCUCCUCAACCGCAUCUACUGUUACCCCAUACAAUUAUGGGAUAGAACCUCUAAAUGGUACAAACUUCUCAACAUGGAGAGAAUCUGUAAAACUCUCACUUGGCAUGAUGGACCUCGACCAAGCACUGAGAAUGGAUCCACCGGAUGCUCCUAACGCUGAGAGCACUGUGGAGCAGAAGCGUUCUUAUGAACAGUGGGAGAGGUCCAACAGAAUGUGCCUCAUGGUGAUCAAGAAUUCCAUAUCUGUAGCUAUUCGCGGAGCCAUUCCAGACUCAGAAAAUGCGAAAACCUACCUAGAAUAUGUGGAAGAACAGUUUAAGGGCACUUCUAAAGCACAUGCUAGUACCUUGAUUCUCAAAAUGUUGACGAGUAAGUAUGAUGGAGUGAGUGGUAUUCGUGAGCACAUCAUGAAAAUGUCUGAUAUGUCCAAUAAGCUCAAAAGUAUGGACAUGGAAAUAAGUGAAGGUUUCCUCGUUCAUUUCAUAAUGACUUCUCUACCUGCAUCUUAUGGUCCGUUCAAGAUCAAUUACAACACGCAGAAAGAGAAAUGGACAAUGAGCGAGUUGAUUGCUAUGUGCGUUCAAGAAGAAGAGCGCCUUAAAGUUGAAAGACCAUAUGUUGCUCAUCUCACCACCACAAACUCAAAGAAAAGGAAAGGCAAUCGUCAAGGAGGAGGAAAAGGUAACAUUUCUAAGGUCCCAAAGAUAGGUGCAAGCGUGAGCUCCGGUCCUUACUGUAAGUUUUGUAGCUGCAAAGGGCAUUACCAGAGGGAGUGCCCAAAGUUUAAGGCAUGGCUGAAUAAGAAAGGGAUUCCAUUCAAUCCGGACAUUGGGAAGAAAGCAAAGAGUGAUUAAGGUGGGCAACGGAGAAGAAUUAGAAGUGGAGGCCAUUGGAACUAUCUCAUUAAUUUUAGAGAGUGGCUUCAUUCUUCAUCUUCGUGAUGCUCUUUAUGUACCUAAUAUUACUCGUAAUUUAGUGUCUGUAUCGAAACUAAGUGCUGAUGGUUUUACAUUUAAUUUCGUGUACAAUAAAGUGACAAUAAGCUUGAACUCAAAUGUAAUAGGAUUUGGUAGCAUGGAGGGAAAUCUCUAUAAAUUAUGCUUAGAUACUAAUUUUAUGGAAUCCCCUUUGUCAUUUAAUAUAACUGAAAAUCCUUGUAAGAGAAAGAGAGAAUUGGAAUCGUCGUCUAAUUUGUGGCAUCAAAGGUUGGGCCACAUAUCACGAGAUCGAAUGAUAAGACUCGUGAAAGACGGAAUUCUUCCAAAUCUUGACUUCUCAGAUUAUGACAAGUGUGUGAAGUGUUUGAAAGGGAAAUUGUCUAAGAAAAUUAAGAAAGGCGCCACACGAAGCACUGGUUUGUUAGAAUUAAUACACACCGAUAUUUGUGGGCCUUUUCCCGAUUCCAUAAGUGGUCAUAAGUCCUUUAUUACUUUCAUAGACGAUUAUUCACGCUAUAUGUACCUAUAUUUGAUUAAGGAAAAAUCCGAAUCACUAGAUAUGUUCAAGGCUUAUAAAGCUGAAGUUGAAAAUCAACUUGAUCGAAAAAUCAAAGUAGUGAGAUCGGAUAGGGGUGGAGAGUUCUAUGGUCGACACACUGAUAUUGGUCAAGCUCCUGGAUCUUUCCAUGAAUUUUGUAAAGAUCACGGGAUCAUCAACCAAUAUACCAUGCCCGGCACCCCUCAACAAAAUGGGGUUGCUGAAAGGCGGAACAGGACUCUUAUGGAUAUGGUCCGAAGUAUGUUGGCUAACUCUAAUCUUCCCCAAUUCUUAUGGACCGAGG
Molecule: messenger RNA, 1799 nt
Organism: Cuscuta europaea
Lineage: Eukaryota; Viridiplantae; Streptophyta; Magnoliopsida; Solanales; Convolvulaceae
Source: the annotation of a GenBank genome assembly